AUGGAUCUGAAUUCCAUGAAAGAUGCAUUUGAUCGUGUUACGAAGAAACAAAAGUUGUCAUCCUCCAAGUCUCUGGAAAUGAUAGAACAGAUUGUGCAAGAAAUAGAACAAGCAUUAGCAAGAAUACAAUCAGGUCAUGAUUCUACAACCCCAAGUAAUCAUGUGUUGAUCCUAAGUGAACUAAAAGCGAAGUUGAAAGAAAUUGCUCCACUCAACCAGCUGGAAAGCAACCUGAAAGAAUUGAACAUUGCAUUGAGCAGAUAUCCAAAGCUCCUCGAGAAAUCCUUCAAUCCUGAUAUAUCAAAAGCUUACCGCGAUAUUGAUUUUGAUAUACACAUCAUCAAUCAAAUAAUUGCCGAUCAUUUCUAUCGGGAGGGCCAGUUCGUUCUUGGUGAUUGUUUUGUAGAUGAGUUGAGGGAACCAGAAGCUGCAGCUAAGAAAUCUCCUUUCUUGGAAAUGUAUAAGAUACUAGAAGCCAUGAGAUCACAGAACCUGGAGCCUGCUCUACAGUGGGCUGCUACCAACCAUGAAAAACUUAAACAAAAUGGAUCCGACAUUGAACUGAAACUCCAUCGUAUUCAGUUUGUGGAAAUCCUUCAAAAACAUGGUCGAGAUGAGGCUUUGAAAUAUGCUAGAACUUUUUUGGCUCCUUUUGCUGCCAGUCAUAUUACUGAAAUCCAAAAGCUUAUGGCUUGUCUGUUAUGGGCUGGGAGACUUGAUUCCUCACCAUAUGCAGAAUUACUGUCCCCUAUGAACUGGGACAAAUUGGCUGAGGAGCUCACCCAGCAAUUCUGUCAUCUUAUAGGGCAAUCCUAUGAAAGCCCUUUAAGUGUAACAGUUGCAGCUGGAGUCCAGGGUUUGCCGACCCUUCUGAAGCUGAUGAAUGUAAUGACUGUUAAAAAGCAGGAAUGGCAGUCCAUGAAACAGUUACCCGUGCCUGUGGAUUUGGACACAGAGUUUCAGUUCCAUUCCAUAUUUGUGUGUCCUGUGAGUCGGGACCAGGCAAGUGAAGAGAACCCUCCAAUGCUGCUGUCAUGUGGACAUGUACUCUGCAAGCAAUCUAUCACCAAGUUGUCCAAAAAUAAUAACACACGUCCCUUCAAGUGUCCUUACUGCCCUUCUGAGGUCGAAGCAGGCCAGUGUAAGCAGUUGUAUUUGUGA
Molecule: messenger RNA, 1161 nt
Organism: Fraxinus pennsylvanica
Lineage: Eukaryota; Viridiplantae; Streptophyta; Magnoliopsida; Lamiales; Oleaceae
Source: the annotation of a GenBank genome assembly